Messenger RNA from Zootoca vivipara (common lizard), 5643 nucleotides. It is a transcript of the gene SMO, whose product is annotated as smoothened, frizzled class receptor. Gene Ontology annotation, molecular function: patched binding; transmembrane signaling receptor activity. Gene Ontology annotation, cellular component: cilium; dendrite; plasma membrane. The record is from RefSeq and is a predicted model, not a curated record. Gene Ontology annotation, biological process: commissural neuron axon guidance; smoothened signaling pathway; pattern specification process. NCBI's taxonomy places the organism in Eukaryota, Metazoa, Chordata, Lepidosauria, Squamata, Lacertidae.
AUGGCCCGCUUCGGGCUGGGCCGGUGGCUGCUGUGGGGGCUGCUGGGCGUGGGGCUGGGCGCCCUGGACGGCGGGGCGGCGGCGGCGGCCUCGAGGCUCAACGGCAGCGCGGCGGCGGUGGCGGCGGCGCCGUCGGGCCGGGGCGAGGAGCGGUGCAAGCGCGCGGCGCCGUGCGAGCCGCUCCAGCAGAGCGUGUGCCUGGGCUCGCCGCUGCCCUACGCCGCCACCUCCACCCUCCUGGCCGGGGACUCCAGCUCGCAGGAGGAGGCGCACGACAAGCUGCUCCUGUGGUCCGGUUUACGAAAUGCCCCCCGCUGCUGGGACGUGAUCCAGCCCCUCCUCUGCGCCGUGUACAUGCCCAAGUGUGAGGAUGGCCAAGUUGAGCUGCCCAGCCAGACCCUCUGCCAAGCCACCCGGGGACCUUGCACCAUCGUGGAACGAGAGCGGGGGUGGCCUGACUUCCUCAAGUGCACCACGGACCGCUUCCCUGAAGGCUGUCCGAAUGAGGUCCAGAACAUCAAAUUCAACAGCUCAGGGCAGUGUGAGGCCCCCCUGGUCCGGACAGACAACCCCAAGAGUUGGUACGAGGACGUCGAAGGCUGCGGCAUCCAGUGCCAGAACCCGCUUUUCACCGAGAAGGAGCACCGUGAAAUGCAUGUCUACAUCGCCUCCUUCAGCUCCGUCACCAUUUUCUGCACCUUCUUCACUUUGGCCACAUUCCUCGCUGACUGGAAGAACUCGAACCGGUACCCGGCGGUCAUCCUCUUCUACGUCAACGCCUGCUUCUUCAUGGGGAGCAUCGGCUGGCUGGCGCAGUUCAUGGACGGCGCCCGCAGCGAGAUCGUGUGCCGUGCCGACGGGACCAUGCGGUUGGGGGAGCCCACCUCCAACGAGACCCUCUCCUGCGUGAUUAUCUUUGUCAUUGUCUACUAUUCCUUGAUGUCGGGCGUCACCUGGUUCGUCAUGCUCACCUAUGCCUGGCAUACAUCCUUCAAGGCGCUGGGGACCACCUACCAGCCGCUGGUGGGGAAGACCUCCUACUUCCACCUGGUCACCUGGUCUAUCCCGUUUGUCCUCACCGUCGCCAUUUUGGCAGUUGCCCAGGUUGAUGGGGACUCUGUGAGCGGCAUUUGCUUUGUGGGCUACAAGAACUACCGCUACCGAGCCGGCUUUGUCCUGGCCCCCAUUGGCCUAGUGCUGAUCAUUGGUGGCUAUUUCCUGAUCAGAGGUGUGAUGACCUUGUUCUCUAUCAAAAGCAACCAUCCAGGUCUCCUGAGCGAAAAAGCCGCCAGUAAGAUCAACGAGACGAUGUUGCGCCUUGGAAUCUUUGGCUUCCUGGCGUUCGGCUUCGUCUUCAUCACCUUCGGGUGCCACUUCUACGAUUUCUUCAACCAGGCGGAGUGGGAGAGGAGUUUCCGGGAGUACGUCUUAUGUGAGGCCAACGUGACAAUCGCCACACAGACCAACAAGCCCAUCCCUGACUGCGAGAUCAAGAACCGCCCCAGCCUGCUGGUGGAGAAGAUCAAUCUCUUUGCCAUGUUCGGGACGGGGAUUUCCAUGAGCACCUGGGUGUGGACCAAAGCUACCCUCCUCAUCUGGAAGCGUACCUGGGGCAGACUGACAGGCCAGAGCAGCAACGAGCCCAAAAGGCUGAAGAAGAGCAAGAUGAUUGCCAAGGCCUUUUCCAGGCGCCAGGAGCUUCAGCAGAACCCGAACCAGGAGCUCUCCUUCAGCUUGAGGACUGUCUCGCAUGAGGGGCCGGUUGCUGGUAUGGUUUUCGACAUCGACGAGCCGUCAGGAGAUGUUUCCUCUGCCUGGGCCCAGCAUGUGACCAAGAUGGUAGCCAGGAGGGGAGCCAUCUUGUCUCAAGAUGUCUCCGUCACUCCGGUAGCGACGCCAGUGCCCCCUGAGGAGCGGGCCAACUUGUGGCUGGUGGAGACCGAGCUGUCCGCCCGGCGGGAGAAGAAGCUGAGCCGCAAGAAGAAAAAGCGCCGGAAGAAGAAGGAGGUCUGCCCCAUGGGGCCCGCCUACGACCUGGACCCCUUCACCCCACAGCGCCUCAGCUCCGUCCCCCGCCUCCCCCAGCUCCCCAAGACCAAGUGCUUUGUGGCCAGUGCCAGGGAGGCUCAGGCCCUGAACGACAUCCUUGCGCCCAGGGCCUACCCGGCCUGGCGGCCCGCGGCUCUGCCCCAGCAGGACCCUUUUUCCAGGGGGCCGCCCCAAGAGCACCCAUCUGCCCCCAGCUGCCGGCGGAACAGCGCUGCCCUGCCUCCCGUCGGCCACCCCUUCUGCCCGGAUGACGGCCCUGCAGAGGAGGCAGGACCCGGAAGCGGCGCCUGGUUCUUCCCGGGACGCCGGCAGCCUCUGCCUCGCGGCACCUUCCCCCAGCCGCCACCCAGGAGCGUGGCCCCGGGGCCUGCCUUUCUUAGCAGCACCCCACGCAGGGCACCGCAGGCCCAGGGACGGCGAGGGGAGCUGCCGGCCCCCAUGCACUCCCGGACAAACCUCAUGGAUGCGGAAUUGCUGGACCUCGAUUCUGAUUUCUAGGAUUUUGGAAAGACCCUUUCCAGAGGACUUCGGGGUUUCUUUUGGGGAGGGGGAAGAGGUUUAAUCUGGUUGUAGAACAGCCAUGGCGUGAGAAGUGGACCUUCCCAACUUCUGCCCCCCACCAGAAACGGUCUCCUGGGUUUUUGCCCUGCCAGGAGAAGCUAUAUAUUCCAUGCUUGAGGUAACAGGCGUGAAGAGACGGUUUUCUUAGAGCUCUUGUUUCUGGCUUUGGUGCAAAAGCUUUCCUUUCUUAACUUUCCUUCCUCCCUCGAGGCGAAAUCUUGCACGUCCCAACACAUUCACCGUCGCCUCGCCGGUUGCUUAGGAAAGCAGGCGGAUCUCCUGAAAUGGAGAUUUUCCCCAGCACUGAUCUUGCAGGAUAUUUAGCGAGGGCCAGGGAGGGUUUCCGAGCAGCGAUGGCCGUGCAACGCCUGUCGGGCAAGAUGUUAAGAGAGCGUCCCCAAGUCUUCUCCCUGUGCUUCCAAACAGAACCUCUUCGGGGCUUGCCAAAUGGCACUGUCCUGAAGUCCUGGUUUUCGUGAGACGGGUGCAGUGCACGGAGGGCCGUGUGGUUCAUUGCAGGGCCAGAAGGAAGGGCGGUUGGGAUCCGUUCUGAUCUCGUAGCUGAAGAAACUUUCCCACCUCAUUCUUUUCCAGGGGUCACGUGGCAGCGGUGGGCGGAGCCAGUGGCAAAAAUGGGCGGAGCAACAAAUAGAAAUUUCGCCUUGGUACAGGAGUGCCUGGCGUGCUAUGGUCCAUGGGGUCACGAAGAGUCGGACACGACUAAACGACUAAACAACAACAACAGCAGGCCAAGCACACCCGAGCAUGUUCCGGCCACCCACAAACACGCCAGGAGUGGGGCCGACCUUGAGGCCUGGGGACAGAUCCGAGGGUCAGAUAUAGAGGUCUUCAGGGCCAGAUUCAGACCCCAGGCCUGAGCUCCUCCACCCUGGUGUAGGUAGGAUCCAUGCUAUGUACCAUAAAAGCCCUGCUUUGGGACACCCAGCUCUGCCUUGCACAUUGGAUGUUUGGCAAAUAGGUGUCGCAGGGGAACCUGGAGAAGAAUAUUGAUUGGACAAGGAUGGGUUUGGGUAUAUUUGCGCCUUGUUGACGGAUUCAUGCACAAGGCAAGGCUACAGAUCUUGUGCCAGAGCCUGACUCCUUUCAAGAGGGCUGGGAGAAGCUGUAGCUUUCUGGAUGUUGCUGGACUCCAGUUCCCAUCAUCCUCUGCAGCAUAGGGAUGAUGGAAGUUGUAGUGCAGAAAUAUCGGGGGGGGGGGAGGAAGUGUGGGAACAGGAUCCCCAGCUCUCCUCUGUAGGACCCCUUUGUGUCAUCCUUUCAAUGGGAUUCACCCUACUCUGAGAACAUUCCCCAUAGAUAGGAUUGCCAGCUGGGAAUCGGAAGCCUAGGGCUGCUUGGGAGGACUACAUAUCCCAGCAUGCAGUGCGUGACACCUCUGUUUUGCCUGUUGGGAGUCUUGAUUUUCGUCAUCUGUAUCAAAGGCCCACUUUGGCCUCGUAACAAGGAUGGGAGGGGGGAAGCAACGGUCGUAUUAAGUAAACACAAAUGCCCCGUUGGAUGUGGAGAGGUGGGGGGAACGCAUUGAAAUAUUUCUGUUGCUCUUUCUUAAUUUUAUGCUGUCUGUUAACAUAUCAAUGUAUAAAGCGCAGAGGUGAGUUUUUGUCUUGAUAGUGUCAAAGCUUAGACUUUGUAGCCUUUUCAUAGGAAAUGAAUUUUAAAAGAGGAAAAUCCUACCCAACAGUCCCUAGUUGGAGAAAUAACCCCUUCUGUCUCCUAGUCCCAAGGUGUGUGAUCUGAGGCGACCCCCACGCUGAAGCUAAGCAGGUGUGGGGCUGGUCAGUGUCUGGAUGGGAGACUGCCUGGGAAUCACCCCUGGGUCACCUGUGGGGGAAGAAAAGGUGGACUGGGUGGGAAUACAAAUUUAAGAAAUAAAUAGCAAUUGGAACAGUCCCCAAUGGACUGCCUGCUAAGGGGUUUUUUUUGGGGGGGGGGAAGGUUGAGCUACAAGGGGGGAAAUUACCUGUUGAAGGCUACAGUCCUGUCUGUAUAUAUCUGGAAGUAAUCCCCAUUGAUCUGAGAGAGAUCGGUACGCGACCAAGCCCUAGAUCAGGCAUCCCCAAACUUUGGCCCUCCAGAUGUUUUGGACUACAAUUCCCAUCUUCCCCGACCACUGGUCCUGUUAGCUAGGGAUCAUGGGAGUUGUAGGCCAAAACACCUGGAGGGCCGCAGUUUGGGGGUGCCUGCCCUAGAUCCUGUAAAAAAAACCAACCCAGUGCAAUCUUAGGCAUGGUUACUCAGAAGUAAGCCCCGUUGAGUUGAAUGGGAUUUAUAACACGCUGGUCGGAAUUUGGGAGAAAAUUAAUUGUGCUUUGGUGAUUCAGCUGCGAGCGUUGUAUUGCAAGCGGUUCGACUAGAAGACCCUUCCAGCUCUACAAUUCUGUGGCGCCCUUCCUAAGAGAACCAGGCCAUUUGUUAAACGUGUAAAGUUGCCAACUCUUUAAAUAAAGAAAUUUAAAAGUUCCGGGGUAUAGUAUUUCGAGCGGGUGGGAUUCAAACCAGCACAAAAAGAGUUUUGUUCAUCUGAGAUGCACAACUAAAAAAAAAGUGGAGUGUCUUUCAUCUUGUUUUUUGUGGAAGUUAACGGGGGACGGAGGGGGGGAACAAAGGGGAUUGUUUGUGAUGUGUGCUGCAAAGAAUGGAGAAGAAAACUGGUCUCUGCCCCCAAAGACCUUACAGUCAAGAACAAACUGCUACUGGGGCAUCACAGCUGGCUUAUAAAUGUCAUUCCCACCAAUAUAGCUGAUGUUCUGAUGGAGUGGGUUGGGGUGGUGUGGUGUUUGUAGCCCCCAGGCCAGAAGGCUGGUUUGUGCUGUUUUUUUAAAGUCCUAGAUCUAGGCUACUGAACAUGGGUAGGGUUAAGACAAGACCCGUACAUUGUAUAUGUGCUGCCGAAGCGAACACAAGACCCGUACAUUGUUAGCAAGCAAGCAUCCGAGUAUCUGGCAGAGAAAAGGAAGAAAUCGUAUAUUUUCAAUACGCAGCUGUCAAAUAAAUAUUUACUGUUUUAUAUUC